AUAUGAGGUUACUUCCACCCAUUUUUCAGGAUAAACCUUCACAAUAUGGUAAACAUACAAAUAUCUUAUAUGGGCAAGCAUUAAACACAAGAAAAGAAAACAUGAACACCCUGUUUACCUCUUAUCAUAAACCUCUCUUCACUCAAAAUCUAUGUUCAAGGGAUCAUAGAAACCAACCUUUUAACCCUACACCAAUAAAAACCCACCUUCUACUCUCCACAACAACAUCUUGGAAACUUCAUGCUCAAUCCAAAGGAUUUGGGAAUGGAUCAAAAUCUAUACAAAAAAAGGAGAAUGCACCAAAAAUGAGCUCAAGUCAAGAAGAAGAUGAUGAUGAUAAAAUCCCGGAAAUCGUUUUCGAUAGGAUGAUCAAAAGGAUCCUGGCAUCUGUAGGGAUUCCCAUGGCAAUGGGGGCUGUAUUGCUUAAAACUUUUGACAUAUUGAAGGAAAAACAAAUGUGGGAUGUGCCACUUUGGGUUACAUUUAUAACAACAUUUGUGUUUUUUGGCAGCUCAGUUCUUGGGGUUGCUUAUGGAUCUUUAUCUACAAGUUGGAACUCUGAAAACAAAGGAUCUCUUCUUGGUUUUGAAGAAGCCAAGGAAAAUUGGGUUGAGAUGUGGAAAGAAGAAGAUGGUCAGAAAAAGUGACUGUAGAACAUAUGCAAGGAAUUGAAAUUCAUCCUUUUGUAUUCUUCUGUAGAAGUAUGAUGGUAGAUUUAAUCCCACUCUUUUUAAGUAAAUUUUUAUUGGGAUAACUAAAUCUUUAUGUAGUAACAGAGAAAAAGGCACUAUUUAUUCCAAUAUAGAUUACAGGAGCAAGCAGCUUUAUCCAUAUUGUAAGCAUGGAAGGCUUUGGCUUGAUUAAACUCCUCCCAUUAUUGCAGAAGCUAGGAAAACAAUGCAACUUUCUACUAUCUUAGAGCAUGUACAAUGGAUAAAUUUAUAUUAGUAUUUGGAUUCGGGCGCUGCCCGGGUUGGUAUUGUGUUUCCGAA
Beta vulgaris subsp. vulgaris (sugar beet) is the source of this 992-nucleotide messenger RNA. RefSeq lists its product as hypothetical. The transcript has a single exon. Bases 3 to 647 code for a protein of 214 amino acids. Lineage: Eukaryota; Viridiplantae; Streptophyta; Magnoliopsida; Caryophyllales; Amaranthaceae. The record is from RefSeq and is a predicted model, not a curated record.